CUGUUCCACAGCGAGCUUCACUACGUCUGGCGGCGGAUAGUCAACGUGCUGUUCAUCAAGCACCACCAGCGCGUGCGCGGCUCCAGCAAGAGCAAGGCAUGGUUCGACCUAUCAACAGUGCCGUUCCCGAACCCUAUACGAAGCGUAUUCGUCUCAAAACGGGUGGACAUAUGGAGCAACGGCAGGUUCCACUACAACCGCCCAUUGUUCGAGGAUAAGACGAGGAAUCUAAACGGGGAAGUAUUAAAUGUGGUGUAUUUGGACCAUAUUCCGUCUGUCGUGGUCGUCAAGUCGAACACUACGAAUAGGAUAAGCGGAGUUGAGAUUGAGAUCCUCAACACGCUAGCCAAGAAAAUGAACUUCAUUCCCAAACUGUACCAACCAGAAAACGCUGACCUCCACCAGUGGGGGCAGAAGCAGGCGAACGGCUCUUUCUCAGGGCUUCUCGGAGAAAUGGUCAAUGGCAAGGCAGACGUCGCUUUAGGCAACCUACAGUAUACGCCCUACCACUUGGAGUUAGCUGACUUGAGCAUUCCAUAUAUCUCUGAGUGUUUGACGUUUUUGACUCCGGAAGCGUUGACCGAUAACUCUUGGAAAACGCUGAUAUUGCCUUUCAAAUUGUACAUGUGGAUCGCCGUGCUGUUAGUUCUUUUAAUCACCGGAGCCAUAUUUUAUGGACUCGCUAAAUAUUACGAGAGCCUCCUCAAGAUGAAGGAUGAUGACGUCAUAAAAUCCAGAAGCGGCAAAGAGCUGGAGGUUUAUAAAAAUAAUUCGGAUUUAUACGAAGUACAACCAGCCGGCCUCUACCUCUUCGGCGAAAUAGUAAACAGUAUCCUCUACACAUACGGCAUGUUGCUCGUGGUCUCCCUCCCCAAACUACCCGCAGGGAACUCCAUCAGACUCCUUACAGGCUGGUACUGGCUCUACUGCAUCCUGCUAGUCGUGUCCUACCGCGCUAGCAUGACCGCCAUCUUGGCCAACCCCGCCCCACGCGUCACCAUCGACACGAUAAAGGAAUUAGUAGACAGCAAAGUGACCUGCGGCGGCUGGGGCGCCGAAACAAAGAAGUUCUUCGUAGACUCCUCAGACGAAAUAACACACAAAAUCGGCGAGCGAUUCGAAUCCAUCAACGACCCGUAUUUAGCAGCCAAGAAAGUCGCGCAAGGCGUCUACGCUUAUUACGAAAACAUUUACUUUCUUAAAUACUUGAGCGUUAAAAGGAAGAAUGUUGCGCUGUUUAACAAGUUUACAGAUGAAGAUACAAAUUCCACCAGCAACGGGACCGCUGUGGAGGCGGUUGAGAGCCCCGAGAUGGAGAGGAACCUGCACAUCAUGAGCGACUGCGUCGUCAACAUCCCCGUGUCCAUCGGCUUCCAGAAAAACUCACCACUUAAGCCCCUAGCUGAUACAUACAUCAUCAGGAUCAUAGAAGUCGGUUUAGUAGAGAAAUUGUUGAAUGACGCCAUGCAUCCAAUCAAGUCACUGGAAACAGAUGCAGAGGAGGUCAAAGCUCUGAUGAACUUGAAGAAACUGUAUGGAGCUUUUAUAGCUCUAGCUAUCGGGUACUUUUUGAGUCUAGUGGCCCUCAUAGGGGAAUUACUUUAUUGGCAAUUUGUUGUGAAAAGAGAUCCUAAGUUCGAUAAAUAUGCGAUGGAUAUUUAUUAUUCUAACAAAAGUAAAUAAUUGAACUACUUUGUUGUCAUAAACGC
Molecule: messenger RNA, 1709 nt
Organism: Plutella xylostella (diamondback moth)
Lineage: Eukaryota; Metazoa; Arthropoda; Insecta; Lepidoptera; Plutellidae
Source: RefSeq, a predicted model, not a curated record